This is a messenger RNA of Ceratina calcarata, 5709 nucleotides long. RefSeq lists its product as uncharacterized. Gene Ontology annotation, molecular function: histone binding. The record is from RefSeq and is a predicted model, not a curated record. The transcript has 4 exons. Bases 339 to 4334 code for a protein of 1331 amino acids. NCBI's taxonomy places the organism in Eukaryota, Metazoa, Arthropoda, Insecta, Hymenoptera, Apidae. Gene Ontology annotation, biological process: DNA damage checkpoint signaling; positive regulation of transcription by RNA polymerase II. Gene Ontology annotation, cellular component: nucleus.
GCGACGUCGUUUCGCGAUCUGUGUUUCUUUGUCGUCCAAAAGUGGAUUUCGUUCAGUCUUUUCUGUGGGAAGCCGAUUUAUUAGCGAAACUCCCAGCGCGUCUGACGAUAAUAUACGUGCAAAGGAUACGAACGCGUAAUACGAGGAGUCAGGGAACGCGUGAAAGCCGUGGCUAGGACAAAUACAUGGAACUCCCGCUUCCGAGGGCCGGCGAACAUAUUUAUCUUCGGCGGCCAACGUGAUUUUCUUGAGAGAGGGCCAACGAUAUCCCGUUCAAGCGAACACGCCAAGCUGUAUGCGAUCGAUCGUGCGGUGUAGGAAAAUAAACGCCGAGGACGAUGUCAGAAACGGAAAAGAUGGACAGUUACGUGAUGGAGAGCCAAGAUUCGUGCAAUGAAAGUCUGGUUGGAAACGCUACUUUCAGAAGCACAGAGACAAACAGCUUGAGCGAGAGCCAGGAUUUUCAUCUGGUAGACAUGAGCGACGACGAAUCGACAACUAAAUUCCAACAGGAUUUAGAGGAGUCGAAACAAGGAGAAACAUCUCUGCCUGUUCCUGAAAAUCGAGUGGAGACAGGGUUUGAUGAAUUGAGCAUAACAGAGAGCAAGACCAGUUCCGAUACGCAAGGUGACAAUCGAACGGAGAAGGAGUCAAUGGAGGAAACGGUAAUGGAAGAAGGAGGCGAAGGAGAAACAGCUAAUGACAAUAGCAGUGUAGAAAACAAACAGGAAGAACUGAACGACAGCGAGGAGAUAAUACAAGGCACUCCGCCUGAAGUUCAGUCGCCAAUGAGAAACCAAGGUGCUAGCAUCGUGAUAAAAAGCUUGAAACGUAAAGCGGAAUCGUUUGACGAACCGCUUAAGAAGAUUCUAAGGACGAAUUCGAAGGAGGACGUGUCGUCGGCCGGGAAAGGAGAACUGGGCGACGAGGAAGCUUGUCGAUCGUUCAAAGUGGACGAUGAUACCCAAGAAUUCUCGAAAAAUUAUUCGGACGCGCAAUCGAUGAUAAUCGCGGAGACGCAGGACGUCGAUGAGGACCAGGAGGACGGAGCUUCGACGCAGAAGCUGACGAGAUACGAGGAGAACAGCCGGAACGCUGAUCCUCAAAUGGUAAUGAAGGAUUACGAGAUAGAUAAGAACGAGAAUUUCAGUGAUACGAGAAGUGAAACUGUCGGAAACGAGAAUCGCAGCGAAGAAGUACACGAAACGACGAAGGAGCAGGUGCAAUCCGAAAUAGUUUUGACGAAAGGAAAGGAUUCCGGAUCUCCGCUGAGGACAGUCGCAGCGGUUGAUAAACUAAAAUCGGAUUCGGGUAAUAAAAAUACGACGGACAACGGGAGACUGGUCGAUGCGAAUGAGGCGAAGAUGACCAACAGCAGUAGAGCUGACGACAAAGAAAACGGUAUCUCUGAUUUAGAGCGAGACAACAGCGACGUUCAGGAGGUGUCUGCUGACACUCGUUCGAACGUGUACUCUGGCAGCGUGGGUAAAUCGAGAAUGAGCGUCGAAGUUAUAUACGACCAGAAAGCGGUGCACGAAGCAAAACUGAAACCUAAAGAAUUAGUAGAGAUCGACGAGGAUGGAGAGAAGAUCGUGUUGGACUCGUCCCAAGAGGAUUCCGACGUAAAGAACAGGAGCAACAGCAUCCUGGAUAACACAAAGUCUGACACGACGUACAAAAGUUGUCAGGACAGUAAAAGUCGCAGUGACUUUAGUUAUAAAACGAUAGAGAGUAGCAAAGAGUCUUCUGUGGGUUCCGGGAAAUCCGGUAAUAAGAUGGUGAACGGAAGCAGCGAGAGCAAGAGAUGCGACACGGACAGUACGGCUAGUGUGCAGUCCGACACGUUCACCGACAUGCCGGUUCUGGACAAGGCCGAUAGUACGAACGCGUCCGUGCACAACGUCAAUAGGCAGAUAAAACCGAUUCUUAAGGACAGCAGCGAUCUGUUGAGCGUCAGCGAUAACGAACCGGACGUUUAUAUAGUGGACGACAAAAAGUCGAGCUCGACUCGUACCAGUUCGAUCACGAAACCAUUGCAAAUAGAGAGAGAAGUCGGCCUGUACGUACGGGUAAAGUGUCUCCUGCAGGUAGACGAGAACACGAAAGAAUUCCUGAGUAAAGAGAUCUCCGGCGUGCAGUGCGAAUCGGUGAAUACGGAGCCCAGCACUUUGAGACACAAGAACGACACGUCCACCUCGUUAGCGGACAUCUCCGGGAACGACAACAAGGACACGUCCCCGGGGUCGGUGAACAGUAACCUGCCGAUGUAUCAGCUGAAUCCUUCAAGACUUUCAUUCGCGUCCACGAUCAGUUCUUCGAGUUCCGUGUCCAGCGCCGCGUCCCUAGCGAUCAAGCUCGCUAUCAAAGGCAGCACGCAUUUUUCUUUGCCGAAGGGACCGGCAAAGCACGCGAAGAAACACGCGUCCGAUGUGCAGUCGCUGAACGAAACGUUCGAGCGGUUGAACAAGGAAUGGCAGAAUCUUCAGCUCGUCACGACGAGCGUUAUGAAUUCUGUGAACGCGGAACUCACUGGAGUCGACGCGUACAACGUUAGCCACGAAAGGAUAGACGAUCGAAAGAUCCGUUCCUCUACCCCGGAGAAAAUGGAUACACCGAAGAGCGCGAAGAAGCCGGCUAAGAGGCCGAGAAGCAAGAACGCGAAAUCGACCGGCCAAUCCAACGGAUUGAACAAAAUCGCGAAGAUUGCGAGUCCGCUGGAGAGCGACGACACGCCGAACAAGAAGACUAGCAAAACUGAACACGUGGAGACCGCGCCCACCAGCCCGGAACGGGUGUCGACCAAGUAUAUGUCCGAAAUUCUGACGGACGAUCUGAUCGGUAAGGACGUGUUCGCCAAGUGGUCCGACAAGAAUUACUAUCCCGGGAGGGUGAUCGACAAGAUAAAAGCCAAGUACAAGGUGAACUUUUACGACGGACAGAACAAGGUGCUGAUCGAGGACUUCAUCAUACCGAUACCGGAGACACUCAGGAAGGGUUUGUCCGUAUACGCUACCACUAAGGACGAUUACGGAUCCUGCGGUAUAAUCGUCGACAGCGAAGUUGUAAAUAACGAGGUGUACUAUACGGUCGAGACGGACGAAGGGGAGAAGCUGCGGGUUCGGAUCAACGACAUAUCUCUGUCUUCCGACCAAGCCCAGGUGCUGAAGGAGGAAAUGAACACGGGGAACAAGGUCUUGCCGUCCACGCCAAAGCAUUUGAGUCACAUAACGCUGGACAACAUGGUCGAGGGUAAAAGACGCUCGAAACGAAUCGCCACACCGAGUUUCUCCACUCCCAAAUCGAAGUUGAUCCAUACUCCCGGCAAGUCCGAGGUAGAACCGUCCGUUUCCGGUGUCAGCUCGGUUAAAAAGGAGAAGAAACCGAGCACCGAGAGCGACGGCGUUUCCAGCGAUUCGAACGUUUCUAUUAAAGACGAGGUGUCGUCUAUCGGCGUCCAGCCGGAGAUCAUCGGCACCCCUUACGAGCAAAUCGUUAAAGGGCCGCAGAAUCGAAUCAAGAGCAAGUCGAGAAGUAAAAAGAAAACGGAAGACGCACAGAUGAUCGCGCAGCUCGGUCCGAUUCCGCGCGACUCUAGUCUCUUCGAGGGGACCUCGUUCGUGCUGACCUGCGCAUCCUUGGAGACCAUCGACCGAUUUCAAGUCGACAACAAGGAUUACGGCUCGGAUCCGGGCACCGAAGACGAGGAGGAAUGGGCGAAGAAGCCUUUCGUCAGGGAUAGAUUGAUCAAGCAGAUAACAGCCGGCGGCGGAAAGGUUUACACGGACUUCAACGAGAUCCCGGAGCAGGAGUACAAAAAUACUAAGUUAAUAACGAACGUGCCGAACACGACUGCGAAGACGCUGCACUGUCUCUCGGUCGGCAUACCCGCGUACAAUCAUAACUGGAUAAUAAGAUGUUGUCAGGAGGGUAAGAUCAUAAACCCGGCCGAGAACGAGCUACCAGCCGGAUGGAGUUUGGAGAAGAACUCGUACGUGGAGAUGUUUCGACGGCCAAGCAACAAGCCGUUGUCCCAAGUCGUAGUGAUAAUACCGGUCGUCGAAUCUGAGAAACAGUUCUCCUCGUUCUGGCAACAGAUCUGCGAGAACGCUGGUGCCGUAGUUUUGCUAGCGGAAAAACAAGAUGCGAUGGAGAGUUUCGUAGAGGGUACCGUGGUGCUUGCUAACAGCCGGUGCCCGCCUUGGGCGGUGGAGAAGGCUAACGAAUUGCAGCUUCCAUUGCUUUCUACGACGUGGGUCAUUCAGUGUCUGGUGGAAGGGAAAACGUGCCCGUACGAUGCGCAACCACGUUAUAAAUAUAAUUAUAAGAGCAACUAGGUUUACGUUCAACGAUCGGGAAGCUGUAUACCUAAUAUCGAGAACAGGUGAGAUCGUAUUUCUGUAGAUUAGAACACCUUUCAUUUGUAUCGUGUUGCCACGGAUAUACUUAACAAGCCGAAAAUGUUUCAUCGUUGUCUGACACUUUCAUUUGCCUUCACACUUACUGCAAAGUACCGACCCAAGGUACUUUAGGCUCUUAGACUUAAGGAUUUAUGUUUCUUUGCUGCUGUCAGAAAUCUAUUUUUAAACAAGCGUCUGAUGAAACCAGUCCAGUUGCAACAGUUAAAUAUCACGACUACUUUUGUUCAGCUCGAUCUCCAAGUCAAACCGUGAUUUGUAUAAACGACGGUAGGCGCGUUUACGUAGAUGUGCGCCGUCAUGAUUUCUUUGUUUCCCGAUUGUUCGUACAAACCUCACGCGUAUGACUUAUGACCGCAGAACUUAUCACUUGUCACGACGAAGAAUGUAGCGUUAGGAUUUUAUAACAUUUUGUACGAAAACGAAUUCUAAAUCGAAAAUCAUUUGUAUAAAAUGUGUAGUUAGGGAACAAUUUGGGUCACAGCUUUCGUCUUUCAACUAUCGACUGGCCAUCGCCACCGGCGAACACCUCAUCUCGCAAACCGAAGACAAAGACAAAAAUAGAAAUUCGUAUUUACACCGAACGUGUAAAUAACUCGUUUUUUACCACUCGUUACUUUUUCCACGUUAACGUAAUAAUUACGCGGUAUUUAUGAACGCUUCUCGAGAGCGACUGAUUUCAGGACACGCGAUAAACCGGUUUAAUGCAAAAGUCGCAUUCUGGACGCAUUCUGGACGCAUUCUGGAUGCGUUUCGAUGAGAAGAAAGACAAUGAAUUAGGCGCCGCUAAAAGAGAGCUCUGUGAAUCAAAGUCUGGAUGAUGUGUGUCGUGUAAAUAUUUUUCUACUUAUGAAAUAUGGUAGCGACAGACGUUGAAAUCUAUUUACAUUAAAUACCUUUCACGUGCCGUGGACCCGUGUCCAAUUGCACAUCGGAAAAUGCGACUUUCGUUACUUAUGUAUCGGAUAAAUAAUCGAAAAAUAUCAAGCAGAUUGCCCGUCGAAUUGAGAUAGAGAGGACUAGUGAUUCACAAACGACGGUACGAAAAGAUAUGGAUGCAUGUGUAUCAUGCGAGUUCACGUUAGUAUCACACGACGUUUACGUUAAACCAAAUAUCGAUGGGACGACAAGAAUAUUAUAUCGUAUGUACGUGGCGGGUGGACAUGUACGAUCAUGUAUAUAUAAUUAUAUAUAGUCAUAGUCUAUAUACAUAUAAUACAAAUUUUAUUAUGUAAGAUGUAGCUAUUAUGUAAAAUGUUUGGGGAUAAAAUACAAUGACAUAUUUUGGCAAAAA